Molecule: messenger RNA, 1893 nt
Organism: Amorphotheca resinae ATCC 22711
Lineage: Eukaryota; Fungi; Ascomycota; Leotiomycetes; Helotiales; Amorphothecaceae
Exons: 3
Coding region: 1-1893 (630 amino acids)
Biological process (GO): transmembrane transport; basic amino acid transport
Cellular component (GO): fungal-type vacuole membrane
Molecular function (GO): basic amino acid transmembrane transporter activity
Source: RefSeq, a predicted model, not a curated record
AUGGCGAGAAAUCACGAUGAAGGACGAGCCUCGAGCAGCCACGCCGAAGUAAAUGAGCGGACAUCUCUGCUAGCGCCCCCAUCCAAUGGUGCUCCAUAUCAUCAUGGCACAGCUUCGAACGGGGAUGCUCACGGGAACCACGAGCCCCAGGGUGAUAUCGACCCCAAUGAAUUCGAUGUCAUGCUUUCAAGAUCGGAGUCCAUCAAUACGGGGAUCGGCGUCGAGCCGGAAUCGCAAGAGACCGCAAUGCUUCGAGGUCCCCGAAAGUACGGGACCAUCAAUGGGAAUGGACGUAGAGCGAGUUCUGCCAGCAGGAAUAUAAGCGAACCAGAGGACGAGGAAGACUCGACUUCCAAAAGUCCCUUUCUCGGAGGCGUCGGUGUUGUGAGAUUCUGGCUCAUUUUUGGCGGCGUUCUGUUCAACUACUUUGUGGCGUGCUUCGACUCGACGAUCAUGGUCUCCAGUCAUCCGGUCAUCACAUCCUAUUUCCACAGUGCGAACAGUGCCUCAUGGUUAUCGACAGCAUUUCUCCUGACGUCGACGAGUUUCCAGCCACUCUUUGGACGCCUUUCGGACACCAUUGGGCGGAAAGCACCGUAUGUCUUCUGCCUGUCAAUCUUCUUGGUAGCCACGAUUUGGUGUGGCCUGGCCCAAAGCAUGACGAGCUUCAUUGCCGCACGAGCUUUGUGUGGACUCGGAGCUGGUGGAGUGAUGAGUCUAGGGUCGAUCAUCACGAGUGAUCUCGUUCCCAUCGAGAUUCGUGGUGCGUAUCAGUCAUACAUCAACAUCGUGUUCGGAUUGGGCUCUGCUUUAGGGGCUGCACUGGGAGGGGCGAUUGCAGACCACUUAGGAUGGAGAUGGGAAUUCGGCGUGCAGGUGCCUGCUGUGUUCAUCUGCUUCGUAUUGGCCUGGGUGACCGUUCCAACGAGGCUCGGUCUGCAAGAAGGCGCGGAGCGGAAAACUGUCUUGGAAGCUAUGAAGGUAUUCGACUUCAGGGGCUCCAUCCUCCUUACUACCUCCAUAACCUUUUUCAUUCUCGGAAUUAACCUGGGUGGAAACGUUUACCCCUGGUCUCAUCCCUUGGUCGUCACGUCGCUUGUCAUCUUCGGCAUCUGCUUCCCCCUCUUCAUCUGGGUCGAAGCGCGAGUGGCCCUCCCCAUCAUGCCCCUCAAACUGAUCCUCCACAAUCCCCGGGCCGGUCUCAUCCUCGGCAACUUCAUCGGGGCGAUCAUCCAGAACUCGGUCACGUUCAACAUCCCUCUCUACUUCCAGGCCGUCUUACUCGAGAGUGCGACCAAUUCCGGCCUGCGCCUCGUCGUCCCCACCCUCUUCUCAUCCGCCGUCGGGACCGCGACCGGAUUCCUCAUCACGUGGACCCGGCGCCUCAAAUUCCCGUUGGCGACAGGCACCGUCUUCCUGGUCAUCGGCACCACUUCGCUCUCUCUCAUGCAGAGGGGAUUGCCCGACUGGUCGUUCCUGCUCUUCUUGAUCCCUUCAAACGUCGGUAUCGGAUUCAUGUUCCCGGCUACCUUCAUGUCGGUGCUAGCCGUGUCUGACCAAUCCGAGCAAGCCGUCGUGACGAGCACCCUGAUCUUAUGGCGCUCACUCGGUAUGGUGCUUGGUGUUGCAUCCAGUAGUCUAGUCCUUCAGAACGCUCUCUUCAUCUACCUGAACCAAAAAGUCACCGGGCCUGAGAAAGACGAGAUCAUUCAAAAAGUCCGCAAAUCCGUCAAGGCCAUUGUGGACCUGGCGCCCAUCUACCGCGAGCAGGUCAUCGACGCCUACGCGUCAUCAUUGAGGGCCGUCUUCAUCAUGGCAGCCAUCCUCUCCGUCACCACCGUGUUGAUCAUCGGACGCGUUCAGCUCCCCCGUCUAGGCCACAGGAAGAAAUGA